This is a messenger RNA of Pimephales promelas (fathead minnow), 1967 nucleotides long. It is a transcript of the gene marcksb, whose product is annotated as myristoylated alanine-rich protein kinase C substrate b. Gene Ontology annotation, biological process: actin filament organization; central nervous system development. The record is from RefSeq and is a predicted model, not a curated record. Gene Ontology annotation, molecular function: actin filament binding; calmodulin binding. Gene Ontology annotation, cellular component: plasma membrane; actin filament bundle; cytoplasm. NCBI's taxonomy places the organism in Eukaryota, Metazoa, Chordata, Actinopteri, Cypriniformes, Leuciscidae.
UAUUUGGGCGUUGUAUCUCGCAUCUCAUUAUCAAAAGAGAACAAUUUCAUUAUCCCCACCUCGUAUCCCAAAAUAAUAUAUUUUAUUUGAGAGAGUGCUAUAUUUAUUAUUUUUCUCUGAUCAGUUGAUCACAGCUUUACCUUUCGUUAUCUCUUUUCCGCGGUUUUAUUUGAAAACAGACGCUCUUGAGAGCGAGCACGCGACGCGUCUGAGGGAGAAGCUCGCGCUCUUUGUUCAUUCAUUUGAUCUGCGAUUCUUUGUUGCGUGUGAAAGCAUGGGAGCGCAAAUCUCAAAAAACGGAGCAAAAGAGGAGACUGCUGCCGAAAAACCAGUCGAGACUGCGAAUAAAUCAAAUGGACAGGAGAAUGGCCAUGCCAAAACCAAUGGGAAUGCCUCUCCAACUGCAGAAGCAGCCACGGAGGAUGUUCAAGCCAAUGGAAAGCACUCUGCUGAUGGAGAGGUAAAAGCAGAAGAGGGAAAGGCAGAGGAAGGAGGCGCAGACAAGGCCGCUCCAGAGGGGGAUGCGGAAAGUUCUGCCGUUGCGAAUGGUGAAGACUCGGCCAAGACAGAAGAAAACGGUUCUACCCCUGCGAGCGCUGAGCCUGCCAAAACCAAAAAGCGCUUCUCCUUUAAGAAACCAUUCAAACUCAGCGGCUUCUCCUUUAAGAAGAGCGCCAAAAAAGAUGCUGAAGGUGGAGAGGCGGCGGCGGCCGCAGCUGUGGAGAAUGGAGAGCAGAAGAAGGAUGCUGAACCUGAGUCUGAGGAGGCCAAGCCUGAGGCCUCCAGCGAAGAGGCCAAAACGGAGGCUCCAGCUGAGGAACCCAAAGCCGAUGAACCCAAAGCUGAGGAACCAGCCGAAAGCAAUGAGGAAAAACCAUCCAACGAGGUAGCCGAAGAGAAGCCCGCUGAGGAGAAGCCAGCAGAAGCUGCUCUUCAGGAACCAGCAGCCACAGAGAGCUCAGAUGCCCCGGUCGCUGCCACAGAGUAGGAUGGAGGUGAAAAGCCCAUUUUAGAUGAAGUCCGAGGAGCACAAACAUGGAAAAUUUGUACAAAACCAAUGACAUUUCAAAUCUCCCAUACUUCUCCCAUACUUUCAUCCAUUCCUGUUCCAUCCACUACAUUGUAUAUGGCAUUUUGAAGGAAGGAAGUUGGAUGGAAUGAUUGGAAGUGAAAGGCACAUUUUUUCCCAUGUUUUUCAUCAUUUUUUGUAGCAGUUGUGUAAGUUGUGUGGGUGUGUGAGUGUGCUUGCAUGAGUGAGAUUAAUAGAGCAUUGCUUGUUUCAAAUGUUUGUUUUUUUUCUUUGUUUUUUUGUUUUUUCUUUUGUAGAACUUACAUUAGUUGUUGUAAGGACAUUGAGUUGAAAUGUUAGUUGAAGGUACUGGUGCCAUUCUAUUUGGGUAAAUCAAGCGUGUGGAAAACGGAGCUAUUAGAUACAAUUUACAGAUGUUAUUGGUCACUUUUUUUUUUCUUUUCUUAUUUUACUGCCGUUACAUCAAUCAUCAAAACAGGUGCUUAAAACCUCAGCAGCUGCAUUGUGUGAAACUGCAGCAUUAUGUAUUGGUAUUGGCUUUUGUCAUUGCUGGAUUUUAUGAUGUUGAAAUGGCUUUCGUUUUUUCUUUAUAUCUGUGGUAUCAAUUGAAGUUUUUUUUUUUUUUGUUCUCUCUUUCUGGAAAAAAAACCCUGUUUCAUGGAGAAUAAUGUUCUGAAAUGUUUAAAAUCAAAACAUUUUGCCUGUCAUGUGUAAUGCAGUCAGUGUUUUUUUAUUCCAGCAGAGUUCCACAAAUGUUUGAAAAAUUGCCGGUGCAAUCGUCAAGUAGAUAUUUUUUUUUUCUUUCCUGUAAAUACUUCAGCACCAUCUCUACUUGAUUUUUAAAUGGAAUGUAACUGCGUGCAAAUUGUUCACAAUGCUUCUGUUACCCCUUCAUUUUAGGGGCACUCAAAACAAAAAUAAAGGAUUUAGACAGACA